UCCAAUUCCUUUUUUUUUUCUUUCUAAAUUCCUAAAUAAAUAAUAAACCCAAAAAAAAAAAAAAAACACGCCAAAGUCGCCAACCCCAAAAAUCCCCCGAAUCUCAAUCCGUCCUGCAACGCAACUUCCCCAAAUCGUCUUAUUGUCUUUUCGUUUUUGACGUCGGUGAUGAUGAGCAGCUGCUCCUUAUUAACACUCCCAUCAUCGUCGUCGUUAAUCUUAAUCUUCAUCUCCAUCUCGUAGUCUCUUCCGGUUAAUUGAUUUCGUUUCAUCAUCCCAAAAAAUUCAGAAAAUCCAGAAAAAAAAGGAUCGGAAAAUGUACGUAACGGCGGUGCGACCGACGGAUCUGAAUCGGAACACGGAGUGGUUCACGUACCCCGGAGUUUGGACCACUUACAUUCUUAUGGUGUUUUUCUCGUGGCUCACCGUUCUCUGCCUCUUCUCUUGCUCUCCCGGCAUGGCCUGGACCGUCGUCCACCUCUCCCACUUUCUCGUUACUUAUCACUUUUUCCACUGGAAGAAAGGAACACCAUUUGCAGAUGAUCAGGGUAUCUACAAUGCACUGACAUGGUGGGAGCAAAUAGACAAUGGCAACCAACUCACUCGAAACAGAAAGUUUCUAACCGUCGUGCCUGUUGUGUUGUACUUGAUAGCCUCACACACGACGGACUAUCAAAAUCCAAUGCUCAUCUUUAACACGCUAGCAGUUUUUGUGUUGGUAGUUGCAAAGUUCCCAAACAUGCACAAGGUUCGUAUAUUCGGAAUCAACGCUGAUCACUGAUCUCUCUAAACGAUCAAGCUUGACUAUAGUUUUCUUGGUCCAGUCAUAUGAGUUCCCUUGCCCUAAUCAUAUUGGCAAUUCAGACAUAACGGUAGAAUCCCUGUUGAAAUGUUGAAACUGGAAACAAUGUAUUAUUUUUUGGAUGAAGUGAAAUUUUUUACCCCUC
This is a messenger RNA of Pyrus x bretschneideri (Chinese white pear), 947 nucleotides long. RefSeq names its product ORM1-like protein 1. Lineage: Eukaryota; Viridiplantae; Streptophyta; Magnoliopsida; Rosales; Rosaceae. The record is from RefSeq and is a predicted model, not a curated record. Gene Ontology annotation, cellular component: endoplasmic reticulum membrane. Gene Ontology annotation, biological process: ceramide metabolic process; intracellular sphingolipid homeostasis; negative regulation of ceramide biosynthetic process. The coding region runs from base 317 to 781 and encodes 154 amino acids. The transcript is spliced from 3 exons.